AUGGGCGACUCUCCACCACCCGAAGGAGACGCAGCAAACGCUCAAAAGUCCACGACGACCAACCCGCCGCGCAGCAGACAGGUUAUAAGCAUCGACCGCGAGGGUGACAUUGUUCUCGAUGUGGUCUUUGAGACAUCCAUCGACACGCUGCGCAAGAGCAGGAAGAUAGCGCUGGCCGCUGCCCGUAGAGCUGGCAGCUCUGCCCUCCCCCUACCAGAGCUCAAGACCAAGGUCGAGGCGGCAUAUCGAGUGAACCUGGAAACGCUGAAGAGAAACUCAAAGUACUUCACCAACCUCCUAUACAACCCCCAGUUCCAAGAAGCGAAGACCAUCGAAUACGCGCACGAUGCCUUGAGAGCUAGAGGCGCGGACCCUAAGAAAGUAGACGCCGGCGACCUACCUUGGAUCAAGAUCGCGGACGACGAUGAGGCAUCCAAAGCGGCAGGUCGAGAGCAUGUCUUUGAGGACUUACUGUUGAUGAUGCAUUCCAAGCCUAUAAAGACCACAAAACUCACCAUGCCCUAUGUCACCACACUGGCCAUCACGGCGGACCGUUUUGACUGUACACCUGCACUGUCCAGAGCCUUGAAUGGAGAGUACAAGUUCAAGUGGCCCCUGACUACGGGCAAGCCCAUGAGGGAUGAAAACGGACGAGCCACCGAAGCCGAGCAAUUGAUACGUCAGAAGAUCCUGGUGGCUUGGUUGCUUGGCCAGCCCAUGCGCCUGCACAAUGCGACUCGUGAACUCAUCAUGAGAGGCUCGAGCCAUUGGAGCGCAUUCCAUGACGAGGCUGUAGACUCCAUGGCGGCUUGGUGCACAUUGCCGGAUGGCCUUGAGCAUGAGCUGCAGUACCGUCGCGAAUGCAUACUGAACACCAUCGCCUCUGUGCAACGCCACUUUCUCAAGCUUUAUUCCUCAAAGGACCGUCAAUGCAAGCUAGGCUAUGACUCGUCGCCAGCGUGCGACUCGUUUCAACUUGGCCAGCUGCUGCGGUUUCUCGUCUCCAAGAAUCUGCUCUCCCUUGUUGACUUCUCCCCUGAUUCCUUGGAUGCCGUGCCUGACACUUCCAUGGCCGACAUUGAUGACCUGCUCGCCACGCUGCGCCAGUUUCCAGCGUACCAAGUCGACAGACACCAUAUAAAUUGCGGACCACGCGUUCGCGCGGAGCCUGUCUUUGAGUACAUCCGUGCCAUGGUCGGCGCAAGCGUCGUUAGCAUACCAUUCAAAGAGUGGAGGGGCAGGAGAAGCGACGUGAGCUGGGUAGUUACGCAGACGGCCGGUGAAGGCGACGAGGAUUCCACCUUCAAGUUUACCAGAGCUUUGGCCAACGAUAAACGCCUCCGAGUCGAGGGUGCAAUGUUUGCAGAUAAGAUGGCCAAGAAGCUUUUCACCUCAGAGUCCUGGGACUGGACACCAGAACUUUAA
Molecule: messenger RNA, 1425 nt
Organism: Emericellopsis cladophorae
Lineage: Eukaryota; Fungi; Ascomycota; Sordariomycetes; Hypocreales; Bionectriaceae
Exons: 2
Coding region: 1-1425 (474 amino acids)
Source: RefSeq, a predicted model, not a curated record